Messenger RNA from Fusarium redolens, 802 nucleotides. RefSeq lists its product as uncharacterized. The record is from RefSeq and is a predicted model, not a curated record. The coding region runs from base 325 to 666 and encodes 113 amino acids. The transcript is spliced from 4 exons. NCBI's taxonomy places the organism in Eukaryota, Fungi, Ascomycota, Sordariomycetes, Hypocreales, Nectriaceae.
UUGCAAGGUUUAAACUUGCACUUGCGGCAGCACUGCGGUCAUAAAAGGCAUCGACAAGAAAAACAUUGUAAGAUGGCAAAAGCGAGGGCAAGGCGAAGACGAGCUUUCUCUAAGGGAAACCCAGCUUCAGGGUUACUAGGAUUAUUAAACCAACUGUUGGCCGGCCUGUUACUAAAUAACCGCUGGCUCUAGACUCUGGCACGCCAUGGCACUUUAUUUAGGUCUAUAAGCUGGUUUCUUAACCUCCUUUCUCUUUAGGGACUUAUUCUUGUCGGAGGCCUUGGAUGCAGCCCCUACCUCCAAGAAUACUUAAAGACAAAGUACAUGAGGAAAAGCAUUGACGUCCUACAAACAGAUGGGAUGAGACCUCGAACAGCAAUCUGUCGUGGGGCAGUCUACAAAGGCCUGAUAGAUGGCGCAGAAGCCGCAGCCUCAGGAGGCCAUAACGCAGGACCCGUAAGCAGGAACAGCAGAGCGCCACUUGAGCACAAGAGCCCGGUGACUGUCACUUCAGCUAUUUCAAGACUCAGUCUCGGUGUCGAUUGCAAAACGCCGUUCGAUGAAGACGUCUACAACGAGGCAGAUAAGUACUGGGAUGAAGAAGAAGAAUGCGACUACGUAAAUGGCGUUAUGAACUGGUAUAUUAAAAAGGGCCAAAACGUGUAAAAGCAUGAGCCACUUAGGAAAUCAUCUUACCGAACGUAUGAGACACGAGCUGACUACGAAACUUUCCGCGACGGCGCUUCAGAAGAUAUUCUGCAGUGCGACCUCGAAAGACCUCCUGACAUGCAAAACUCACGAG